Molecule: messenger RNA, 1552 nt
Organism: Chilo suppressalis (striped riceborer)
Lineage: Eukaryota; Metazoa; Arthropoda; Insecta; Lepidoptera; Crambidae
Source: the annotation of a GenBank genome assembly
GGGACACACGGCCAAUAACACGUCAUCGGAAAAAAUACAACAUAUAACAAAGAAGUUUACUGUCGCUUCUAUAAGUUCCGAUGUGUUGAAGUGUUGUGUACAAAGUGUUGUGUAAUUUCAAAAUUAUUAAGAAUGCCGUCGAAUAGAGAAAUGUCUGGUGGCAUGACUUCCAAUUUUCCGUUUUCCUUAGAAAACAUACCUAGACAAGAGAGCUGUGGGUGCUUCUCUCUAAAAUUCGGAUGCGUUCUAACCGGUUUGGUUGUUAUCCUAUAUUCAGUAAUGGCUUUAGCACAAUGCAUGGCGGCCCUGAGCAGCCUGCCAAUCCAGUUGGACCUGACCGACCUCAGCGAUAUAGCGAUGUUGACCCUGGUGAUCUGCGUCACCAUAAUCCAUGCCAUCACGCUUUUCCUGAGUGCAGUCCUACUGGUUGGUGCCAUCAGGGAGAAGGCAUACUUGGUGAGGCCAUGGGUGAUAUGGAUGGCGAUGCAGGUGACGGUGCUGCUGCUGCUGUUCGUCUUCUGGACCACCAUGAACAUGAUCAAUCUCUUCGCUGACACCUCCCUGCUGGUCUACGUGGUCGAGUUCCUUGGAUUGCUGAUCCGGUUUUACAUGCUGAUGGUCGUAGGCAGUUUCUACAAGCAGCUCAUAGAAGAUGCUGGAGAGCACAAGAAUCUUCUCAAAAUAUUCAACAGCGAUUCGUUUUAUACUGUUUAGUAUGGCAAAACAAGGGCCCUAUUACAGCAAGUCGACAUGUCACUAUCAUAUUAUGUCGACGUGGUGAAAUAGGGCCCAUAUUAUUAUUCAAUUGUUCUAGUGUAGCGACGUAAUAAUAGACAUGAAAUGUAUUUGUAUUUCGUUGUCAUGUAAUAGCUGAAAUUAUAGUUAGUUUAACUCAAGCCGUUAUAGUAUGUAAUUUAUAUUAAAAAAAAAAUGUGUGCAGGUGCACGGACCACACAUCAGAAGUUAAACUUUUUUUCUUAAAUAACCUUACAUUAGGCGAUGCAUACGGCAAAGGGGAAUCAAACAGCGCACGCUUCACUCAUGUAAUAAAUAUUAUUAUCCAUAGGAUUUUUAAAAAAAGUUUCACUUCAAAAAUAAAAACCGUAUAUUUUUGAACUUUUUUCGGGAUCACAUUCAUAUUCAAGACGCCAAUCACAACAAAACAAUACCACGGUAAUAUUAUGACAGUACCGUAUGUGAUCAAUGAAUGAAUUGACGUUUUGUUUGCGCUAUAAACACAAUUUUUUGAAAGGUUGAACACAAUGGUUGAACUCUCCCGCCUGGCCAAAUCUUUUAUCCGUUUUCCUCUACUAAUGAAACCAAAUAAAAAAGUAGUCAAUAUUCUAAUCGGCAUCAGUUUUUAAGAUUAAUCGUCUUGUACAUUUGUAAAGAAAUAUGAAAUAAUUAAGAUCUUAAGUUGAUAAUGUCAAAUAAUUAUGUUUUUUUUUCUAAGAUUGUUUUUGUUAAUUUCUCAGGGGAAACUUUGUUCUGAGGAUUUUGUUUUUACAAGAAAAAAAAAAUUUUUUUUUUCAUACCUUUAUUUGGCAUAAUA